AUGAACAUCUCCUGCGAGGUUCAUUAUCUGCAAUAUUGCGCCAGUCGAACCUCGAGAAGUUACCCCUCAGGACUGGAGGAGCUAUUGGAGGCAUACAAAGGGGUUUGGAUGAAGCUUCAGAGGAGGAAGCUCUGCAAUGCAGCAAUAAACCAGCCUCCCACCCAAGGUGAUAUGUUCUAUGGUCAGGCUGAUGGACAGGGAGUCCCAGCCAAUAACAACUUGCUGCCCAACAAUGCAGUUUUGGGUGGCUUUCCUAGGAAUCCUCAACCAAAGGGACAUUUCGAACCAGAGAGCAAUCCUAUCCGUCGGUUAUUUGACCCCGACGCUGGUGACUUGGUCAGGACUAUAGCUGAUCACAGGGAUCAGCUUAAUCCAUUCCGGGCGUUUCUCGCGAACCAGCGCAACAGAGCCCAGUCGAACGUCCGAAGCCCCUUCGUCACACAGCCUGACCCAGGUCCGGCACAAGAGCCUAGAAUGAAUGUCAUUGAAGACAAAGAGGUUAUAUCAAUUGAGUCAUCUGACGAAGGGAUGCUAGAGGAUCAACCGGAACAGACCCACAACGUUCCUCAGGUUGCAGGUGGUCGCCCACGAAAGCGCAAGGGGCAGAGGGACAGAACCCGAGACCGGAAACGGAAGCGAAAGUUCCUGGCCAAGAAGGAGAGAGAGCGCCGCCAUGGGCACCGCGGCCAACCUCAUUCAUCUGCGCCACAAAGACAGGGCGGAAAUCAAGGAGGAGCUUGGCUUGGUAUUGCGAAUCAGCCACAGCCUAAUUCGCAGUUCAAUCCUCCAACUGGACCGAGAGCAUGGAGACAACAGCAUGGGGGGCAUUGCCCAUUUUGA
Molecule: messenger RNA, 840 nt
Organism: Fusarium oxysporum Fo47
Lineage: Eukaryota; Fungi; Ascomycota; Sordariomycetes; Hypocreales; Nectriaceae
Exons: 1
Coding region: 1-840 (279 amino acids)
Source: RefSeq, a predicted model, not a curated record